AUGAGAAAACCGACUCAACAAUUGUCCCCUGCUAAAACAGAAGAGGUACAAAAAAAUGAUAUAAAAGAUGCCCGCGACGAAACUGACCAUUUUUCUAAUGUGCGGCCACUGCGGAAACGUAAACAGAUUUCUUACCGUGAUACAAUUAGACCUAUCCCGACGACCAAAUUAGAAAUUGUUUGUAGCCCUGCACCAGUUGAUGUUAGGUCAAUACUUAGUGCAACGCAACGGUCAGCAAAGCAGAUAUCGAAGAAAGCGAAGGUUUAUAAAAGAACUGAGAAAAACGUAACGUUUGCCACUGAACCAACCAAAGUGGUUGACAUUACUCCUCGUUCAGAAAAACAAGCAGGAGUGAUAAACAUGCCUGAAUCACCACCAUUUCCAUACUCGAGGACUACAUUUUUUAACCUCCUCGUUCGACACGAUAUUGUAAGCGAUGGUCAUCCGAUGAGAAACGAGUACAUCAAAGGGGAUGCUGAAUUAAACGACUUGGGAGUUCCUUCUGGUAAGUGCGUCUGUUAUUAAGA
Molecule: messenger RNA, 527 nt
Organism: Enterobius vermicularis (human pinworm)
Lineage: Eukaryota; Metazoa; Nematoda; Chromadorea; Rhabditida; Oxyuridae
Source: the annotation of a GenBank genome assembly